AUGAGCUCAGCGCAAACGACCAGUGCGCACACAACGCUUCCACCUGCGGCUUCCGCUACCGCUGGACACGCCGAGCCGCUGCCGGAACGGCCGAUGAUUCCGACCAGCGCUGCGGACUGGGAGGCCAAGAAAUACAUCAUCAGGGAGCUGUACAUGGACCAGAACAGGAUCCUGAACGAGGUCAUUGAAAUCAUGAUAACGAAGCACAAGUUCAAAGCUACGGCGAGAAUGUACAAGGGCCAGUUUGCCAAGUGGAAGUGGUACAAGUACAACAAGUCCAGCAGCCACGGGUCUGCAAAGGCGACAAAAGCAACAAGGUCAACCAGAAGGAAAGGCGCCAGAGCCCGAUCACAGACGCCGUUUCAUCCCACGGACAGGCCGGACAGCCAGCAGGUCGUGCCCCUCUCCCAGCGCCACUAUCUUCUCCAACACUUCAGCGAUGAAGAAUGCCAAGUCGAGUCAACACUGAACGCCUACGCCGCCCUGAUCGGCCACUGGCUAGAGAGCGAAACGCCCUGGAGGAACCGCAGCCGGCGGCCAUGCAGCGCUUCCAAACUUCAAUUCCCACAACCACAACAACAACAGCCACAAGAACAACAGCUCUCCGUCCUACAACACGUCCGCGCCGCGCAAGACCACUUCCUCGCGGGCCGCGUGGCCCUCGGCGGGGAGUUGCUCCGCGCAGCCUUCCUGCGCAUCGAGACGGCAGUCGACGACCACGGCCUCAACGUCGAGGCCGUCUGGGACUGCUGCCUGGCGGUGCCCCAGCUGGCGCUCACCCACGGCUGGUCCGACAUGCUGGCCAUCUUCGCGCGCUACCUGCACCAGCUGGCGGGCAUCAAGCUGCCGCGGGGGCAUCCCAUCACCCGGAUUGCCGCAUUUUUGCGUAACCUCUCUUCUUCUUUUUCUUUUUCUUCUUCCUCUUUCUCCUCUUCCUCAACAACAACUACUACCACUCCUAGUAGUAGUAGUAGUAGUAGUAGUAGUAGUAGUAGUAGUAAAAACUGGUGGCAACCCCUAGAAACAUACGUCUCCCUCGCAUGGCAAGUCUGGAUCGACGCCUCCCUGCGGCAGCGCGGCGCCCGCGACGACGUGACCAUCCACCUCAAGCGCGGCUACGUAACCCUGCUCAACCCAGCGCACCCGAUGACAGCCACGCUCAUCGCCGAUUUCGUCGUCGGGCUCAAGUCCUCCCUCGCGCAGCGCGGCGCCUUCGCCACGACAAGCCGCAUCCUCGAGCUCGAGCACCUGCUCACGCGCAUGUAUGUGCCGCUGUUCACGCCCGCAUCGGCGCGCAAUGCCGAGGUGUUGUUGACCAAUCUGAGCGGGAGGGUGGAGGCGAAGAACAAGGGGAAAGAGGUGCGGAGUUGGGAGUAUAUGGAUCGCUAUCUGGUGUUUAGUAGUUAUAAUUUCAUGGCUAGUAUUGCGGAGUAUGGAGGAGAUAAGGAAAAGGGGGAGUGGUAUCGUCGGAAGGUGUGGCGGGAUGAGAGCCAGCCGAGGGAUUUGUUUUGGUUGCAGACGAGUUUGUUGCUGGAGUCGAGGCUUAGGGGUCAGGGGAUGGAUGCCGAGGCGAAUGCCAUACAGGAGGCCAGGGCUGAGGUGAAGGGUAGGCUGGGGACGGAGUUGCGGCUGACGGGGCGGGUGGACUUGGAGGAGCCCGGGGUGGUGGCGGAUGGGAUGGUCUCUCUGCCGGGUGGUGCUGACGUCCAUCAAGAUGCUGCCACCGUCGAUGGUUAG
Molecule: messenger RNA, 1737 nt
Organism: Chaetomium strumarium
Lineage: Eukaryota; Fungi; Ascomycota; Sordariomycetes; Sordariales; Chaetomiaceae
Exons: 2
Coding region: 1-1737 (578 amino acids)
Source: RefSeq, a predicted model, not a curated record